AUGGCGAUUAGGGUUACCUUCACGUACUCUAGCUAUGUUGCUAGAAACAUUGCUGCAUCCGCCGGGACUCGCGUCGGUACCGGAGACGUCCGAUCAUGUUUCGAAUGCUGGAUCCGUCCCAGAUUCCUCAGCCCUAGUCAGAAACCCGAUAUGGAUAAAUCUUCCGGAUCCAACAAUUGGGUCUCCGGCUCAACCCCUCGUUUCCGACCAGCUUCAAUGUACAGUACCAUCGCGAGGGAAAUCCUCGAAGAAGGAAGCAAGAGUCCGCUUGUGUUGGGUAUGAUCUCAAUCAUGCAAUUGACAGGAGCUUCAGAGUUUUCGGGUAUGAACAUGCUUGGGAUUUCGCCAUUUAAGACUUCUUCUGUAAUCCCGUUUUUCAAGGGUUCGAGGUGGAUGCCGUGUAGCAUUCCGGCGACAUUAUCGACGGAGAUUGCUGAGGUUGAUAGGUUAGGAACGGUGUGUGAUUCAAAAGCGAGGUUGACUAAGUUAAGUGGUGGUAAAGGCUCGAAUGUUGGAAACGGAUGGGUUAAUAAGCUUUUGAAUAUUUGCUCGGAGGAUGCUAAGGCAGCUUUCACGGCGGUGACUGUUUCUAUCCUUUUCCGAUCGGCUUUGGCUGAGCCUAAAUCUAUACCUUCAACAUCUAUGUACCCUACUCUCGAUGUGGGUGAUCGUGUUAUGGCUGAGAAGGUCUCAUACUUUUUCAGAAAGCCAGAGGUUUCAGAUAUAGUUAUCUUCAAGGCUCCUCCUGUUUUGGUGGAACAUGGUUACAACUGUACUGAUGUUUUCAUAAAAAGGAUAGUUGCAAGCGAAGGUGACUGGGUCGAAGUUCAUGAUGGAAAGCUCUUAGUGAAUGGCAGUGUUCAAGUAGAGAAUUUUCUCUUAGAGCCGAUCGACUAUGAGAUGGAACCGAUGUUCGUUCCUGAAGGUUAUGUGUUUGUUCUAGGGGACAACCGUAACAAAAGCUUUGACUCUCAUAACUGGGGUCCACUUCCAAUGAAGAACGUCAUUGGGAGAUCCGUGUUUCGGUAUUGGCCACCGAGCAAAGUUUCAGACACGAUAUACCAUGACCAGGUUAUCCAAAAGAGAGAUGUUGGUGUUUCAUGA
Molecule: messenger RNA, 1104 nt
Organism: Arabis nemorensis
Lineage: Eukaryota; Viridiplantae; Streptophyta; Magnoliopsida; Brassicales; Brassicaceae
Source: the annotation of a GenBank genome assembly